Messenger RNA from Penicillium bovifimosum, 1482 nucleotides. Its product is annotated as cystathionine beta-synthase CYS4. Gene Ontology annotation, cellular component: cytoplasm. Lineage: Eukaryota; Fungi; Ascomycota; Eurotiomycetes; Eurotiales; Aspergillaceae. The coding region runs from base 1 to 1482 and encodes 493 amino acids. Gene Ontology annotation, molecular function: cystathionine beta-synthase activity; cysteine synthase activity. The transcript is spliced from 4 exons. The record is from RefSeq and is a predicted model, not a curated record.
AUGGCUUCAAUCACUGCUCCCGGUAUUCCACCGGUCACUUUAGAUACCAUCACUCAACAGAUCGGAAACACACCCCUCGUUCGAUUGAAUCGUUUGCCACAGAGCCUUGGAAUCGAUGCCACCGUCUACGCCAAGUUGGAAUAUUUCAAUGCCGGUGGUAGUGUCAAGGAUCGCAUUGCCUUGCGCAUGAUCGAGGAAGCCGAGCGAUCUGGUCGCAUCAAGCCUGGUGAUACCCUCAUUGAGCCCACGAGUGGCAACACUGGUAUCGGUUUGGCCUUGGUCGGUGCUGUCAAGGGUUAUAAAACUAUCAUCACGCUCCCGGAAAAGAUGUCCGCCGAGAAAGUCGCAGUUCUGCGGGCCUUGAAUGCGACUAUCAUUCGUACCCCCAACGAGGCCGCUUUUGACUCGCCCGAGUCGCACAUCGGGGUGGCCAGACGUCUCCAGAAGGAAUUGCCCAAUGCCCACAUCUUGGACCAGUACGAGAAUGUAAAUAACCCAUUGGCACAUGAGCUUGGUACUGCCGAGGAGAUCUGGACCCAGACCAAUGGCCAGAUCAAGGCUAUCGUGGCUGGCGCUGGCACUGGCGGUACCAUCACCGGUCUUGCUCGUGGUCUCAGGAAGCACAACCCCGAUAUUAAAGUGAUCGCCGCCGAUCCAUUUGGGUCGAUUCUGGCUUUGCCUGCCUCCCUCAAUGAAGCUCGUGCCAAUGAGCCUUACAAGGUUGAGGGUAUUGGGUAUGAUUUCAUCCCCGAGGUGUUGGACCAAGAGGCCGUGGACCAAUGGAUCAAGACCGAAGAUAGGGAAUCUUUCAAAUACUCCCGACGUCUAAUUGCUGAAGAGGGUCUACUGGUUGGCGGUAGCAGUGGCAGUGCUGUUGCAGCCCUGGUCAAGGCCAACGAGGCCCAAAAGUUCUCUAAGGACGAUGUUGUCGUUGUCAUACUUCCCGACAGCAUCAGAAGUUACCUUUCCAAGCCCGUGUCUGACCCUCUGGCCAAUGCCAAGGUCAGCGCCCUGCGCUUGAAGCCGAUUACCACGGUGACCGCCAAUUCCCCCUGCGAAACUGCUAUUGAGGUCAUGCGCGACAGAGGCUUCGAUCAACUCCCCGUGCUCGCUCCCUCUGGGCGCAGGCUCGUCGGUCUCGUUACGCUGGGCAACGUUCUCAGCCGAUUGACACACGGCCGGGCCUCGGGUCAGAGCCCCGUUUCAGAUGUUAUGUUCGACUUCUCCAAGAUCUCCGAGGUGGUUACCGAUCCCCGUGAUCUGUCCAAGGGCGUCGAUUCCCUCCAGCCUCGGACCCGGAGUCGUGGCUUCAUCGAAAUCACCAUGGAUACCCCUCUCAGUGUCCUGAAUCGCUUCUUCGAGUGGAACAGUGCUGCAGUCGUCACCGAGAAGGACGUAAAUGGUGCGAUGAAGCCAUUGGCUGUCGUUACCAAGGUGGACCUGCUCACUUGGAUGCUUCACCAAUCCAAGACGAAGGCAUGA